GACUUUGUACUCGGACUGUAAUCAGGAGCCACAGGUGGUGAAGUUUCAGCGCUCGCCCGAUCCAAUCAUGCUCAGUGAGGGCGCCAAGAUUUUUGUGGGUCAGGCAGGAAAUGCUGACCCGGACAAAUUUGAGGGUAAAAUCUCAGAGUUUCAGUUGGUGGGAGACCCUCAGGGGUUUCAAAGUUUCUGUGACUACGAGGCUUACCCCAGUACGAUCGUUCCCCAGCCCAGUGCGGUCCCAAAGCCACUCGUGAUUCCUUCAAAGGGUGAGAAGGGUGACAGGGGUGAGACGGGUGAGAAGGGUGAUCGUGGCCCUGCAGGGCCGAAGGGGGAUUCCGGUACCAGCUUGGUGUCUAGUUCCUCUUCACAAGGUGCAGACCAAGGACUAAAAGGAGAAAAGGGCACAAAGGGUGAUAAUGGCUUUGGAUAUCCCGGCAAAAAAGGUGAACAUGGUGCUCAAGGGCCACCUGGGCCAUCCGGUCUUCCAGGGCCUGCAGCUGAGGUGCUCCAACUUGCAGAUGGCUCUAAUGUGCACAAAGUGGCUGGACCCCCCGGUCUCCCGGGACCACCGGGGUUGGAUGGGAUUGCAGGGGAUGAUGGAGAGCCUGGGGAUCCAGGAGAGGAUGGAAAAACUGGUCCUGCUGGGCCUCAGGGUAUUCCAGGAAGUCCAGGAACUCCAGGUGCCAAAGGCCAAAAGGGUGAGGCUGGAGAGGGUUCCCCUGGUCCCAGAGGCCCCCCAGGUCUACCAGGACCUCCUGGACCUGGCACGGGGGAUCGUUCCACAUUUGUUGACAUGGAGGGCUCAGGAUUUCCAGAUCUGGAUGUAAUCCGGGGUCAACACUGUCUCCCAGGGCUCCUAGGCCCUCCUGGCCCUCCUGGUCCUCCUGGGAUUCCUGGUACUUCAGUGGCACUAGGACCUGAUGGUCCAAUAGCAUUUGGACCUUCUGGUCCACCUGAAAAAGAUGGGGUGCCUGGUUUUCCAGGUUUUCCUGGUCCCCCUGGUCCUCCUGGUCCACCUGGGCCCAGAGGGGAAAAGGGUGAUGGCGGCGAUCUUGGUCUUCCUGGUCCAGCUGGAGAAAAGGGCACUCAGGGCGACCGAGGAAAGACGGGUACGGCAGGACAGACUGGUCUGGCAGGGCUCCCAGGUCCCAUGGGACCAGUUGGACCUCCAGGGCCCCCUGGACCACCGGGUCCACCAUACAUCAUUGCUAAUAAAGACCAGAAUGGGAAUGAAGCGUUGAACGCCUUACCUGGACUCAGAGGCCCACCUGGACCACAGGGUCCACCUGGUAUUCCUGGUCUACCUGGUAAGCCAGGUUUUCCUGGUGACCAUGGAAUCAAAGGAGCAGAAGGACCACGUGGACCUGCUGGGGGCCCAGGUUUAGACGGAUACCCUGGACUCCCGGGUCAAAAGGGAGACAAUGGAGAGAAGGGUGAGACGGGUCUCCCGGGACGAGAAGGCGGGCCACCCGGACCUCCAGGGCCUCCUGGACCUCCGGGUCAGAUAGUCUACCAGUCGACAAGAGAUUCUAACGAGGUUUAUUGGAACGAGGUGGGACAGGGAGGCUCACGUAGAACAGGACUCCCUGGGCCCCUGGGUCAAAAAGGAGAUAAAGGGGACAUAGGUCCUCCAGGAUAUGCUCCUAAGGGACAGAAAGGAGAGCCCGGCAUCAUUAUGGGGCCUGAUGGGAAACCUAUGUAUCUGGGGGGCCUGGCGGGGCAGCCGGGUGAAAUGGGAAGUCCUGGCCCAGUUGGACCUCCAGGUCCCUAUGGUCCACAAGGUCCUAAAGGAGAGAUUGGUUUCCCUGGAAGGCCGGGUCGACCGGGAUUAAACGGCGCCAAAGGAGGGAAGGGAGAAGCAGGUGUUGGAGCUGGUUACGGUCACCCUGGUCCCCCAGGUCCACCGGGACCACCAGGACCUCCGGGACAUCCAGGACAUCCCACCGACAGAAUCGGAGAAUACGACGGGCACUCCGGUUAUUAUCCUGUUAAAGGAGAGAAAGGUGAUCGUGGACCACCAGGGACACUUCAGAUUCCAGGCCUGGAGUCAGGGUUUGAUUUUUACACUUUUAAGAAUGAGCUGAAAGGUGAGAUGGGAUUGAAAGGAGAGAAAGGAGAACCUGGAGGAUAUUAUGACCCCCGAUAUGGAGGCAGUGCAGCUGGAGCACCGGGAGUCCCUGGACCUCCAGGCCCUCCAGGAGAAUCGAUUGUUGGACCACCGGGACCUCAGGGGCCACCUGGACAUCCAGGAAGAGGCUACGAUGGACAACCUGGGCCUCCAGGACCUCCAGGGCCACCUGGACCAUCCCUAUCUGGACCUUACAGGGCUAUCAGUAUUCCUGGACCUCCGGGACCACCUGGAACACCAGGUCUACCUGGACCCUCCUCAGGGGUGAUCGUGUUCAAGUCUUAUGACAUCAUGGCAGCCACAGCCAGAAGACAGCCUGAAGGGUCUCUGGUGUACAUAACGGACCAAACAAACCUCUACGUACGAGUCCGAGAUGGAGUUCGUCAAGUUCAGCUGGGGAACUAUAUUGCUUUACCAAGUCUACCUGGUAAUGAGGUUGGAGCUGUGGCGCCACCGCCCAUCGUCCCAUACUCGCCAGACCUUUACAGACAACCUGCGCAUCCAGUCCAACCAGAUCCUCGGUACCCUCCACAGACUGACCCCAGGUACCCCAGUUACACAGACCGCUUCAACAGACCGGACGGUCGAUACGUAGACCCUCGGUACCCGGUCACGCCUCUGCAGAGACCUCCACCUCAUCCGAGUCACAUCCACAGCCACAGCUCUGGACCAGCGCUCCACCUCAUUGCACUGAACAGCCCUCAGACGGGCGCCAUGAGAGGAAAUUCAGGUGCAGAUUUCCUGUGCUUCAGCCAGGCUCAGGCCAUCGGGUUGAAGGGAACUUUCCGAGCCUUCCUGUCCUCUAAACUCCAGGAUAUCCACAGCAUCGUCCGUAGAGACGACAGAGGAAAUGUGCCAAUUGUUAACCUGAAGGAUGAGGUUCUGUUUGACAACUGGAACGCCAUCUUUCACGACGGCAGAAUAAAAGAUAACAUUUCAAUCUACUCUUUUAACGGCAAGGACAUCCUUAGAGAUGACACGUGGCCAGAGAAGAUGGUGUGGCACGGGUCGACCAGUGGGGGUCAGAGGCACCUCGAUAGCUACUGUGAAUCAUGGCGCGUCAGCGAGCGGGUGGUGACGGGCAUGGCGACGCCACUGCAGAGUGGCAGCCUGAUGCAGCAGACCUCCAGCAGCUGCUCCAGCUCCUACAUCAUACUCUGUGUUGAGAACAGCUACGUUGGCCGUGCCAAUAGAUAAUCGCACUCAAAUUGAACAAAGACCUCAAACACGUCCUUACACCGUCUGUGAUGCUUUGUAAAUAUGACUUGUUUUUUUAAGAAUGAUUAUUUUGUUUACUCUUUACACUAGAG
Messenger RNA from Nematolebias whitei (Rio pearlfish), 3438 nucleotides. Its product is annotated as collagen alpha-1(XVIII) chain. Bases 68 to 3325 code for a protein of 1085 amino acids. The record is from RefSeq and is a predicted model, not a curated record. NCBI's taxonomy places the organism in Eukaryota, Metazoa, Chordata, Actinopteri, Cyprinodontiformes, Rivulidae. The transcript has 39 exons.